GGAAGGAGGGUACUCGGCGCGGCUGCACGUGGAGCCGGGUCCAACAUGGCGCGGAGCGGGAGGCUCCGCUCGGGAGUCGCGGCUAAACUGAAGCGCUGGCGGAAGGGCCACAGCAGCGACUCCAACCCCGAGACCCGCCAGCAUCGCCUGGCUGCCCGCAGUCGCUUCUGCAGCCGGCCCGCGGAGAAAAGUAAUCUGACAGUGGAUGCAGUGAAGCUGCACAAUGAGCUGCAGUCAGGGUCCCUGCGUCUGGAGCGGGCAAGUGACAAUGCUCAGUCCCGUAUGGAGGAAGACAAUGCUGAAGAGGCUGCCACAGAGAAGUCCUCUGGCACCUUCCUGAGCGGGCUGAGCGACUGCACCAACAUCACCUUCAGCAAGGUGCAGCGCUUCUGGGAAUCCAACUCUGCUGCUCACAAAGAGAUCUGUGCCGUGCUGGCAGCUGUGACAGAGGUGAUCCGCUCCCAGGGGGGCAAGGAGAGUGAGACGGAGUACUUUGCUGCACUGAUGACCACACUGGAGGCAGUGGAGUCCCCUGAGUCGCUGUCUGCUGUCGCCUACCUGCUUAACCUUGUCCUAAAGCGGGUCCCAAGUCCUGUUCUUAUUAAAAAGUUCUCAGAUGCCUCAAAAGCCUUCAUGAAUAUUGUGUCGUCACAAGCCUGCAGCAGCUCCACCUCUGCCCUGCGGUGGGUUCUCUCUUGCCUGGCCACACUGCUGCGGAAGCAAGACUUGGCAGCCUGGAGCUACCCCAUCACCCUGCAGGUCUAUCAUGGCUUGCUGAGCUUUUGUGUUCAUACCAAGCCCAAGGUGCGGAAAGCAGCGCAGUACGGCGUUUGCACUGUCCUGAGGGGCAGCGAGUUCAUGUUUGGUGAUGCAGCCCCUGAGCAUCACCCUGCAGCACCCUCCACCGCCAAGUUCUGUGUGCAGGAGAUUGAAAAAGCUGGAGGUGCCAAGGAGGCCACCACCACCCUGCAUGUCCUUGCCUUGCUGCGGGACGUGCUGCCCUGCUUCCCUGCAUCUGCAGUGAAGACCUGCUGUGAGACCUUGCUCCGAGUCAUGACCCUCAGCCACGUGCUGGUGACAGCGUGUGCUAUGCAAGCUUUCCACAGCCUCUUCAGUGCCCAGGCCAGCGUGGCCUGCCUGCCAGCUGAGCUCAAUGCCCAGAUCAUCACGGCUCUCUAYGACUACGUCCCCAGUACGAGUGACCUGCAGCCACUGCUGACCUGGCUGUCCACCAUGGAGCGGGCACACGUCAACCUGGGCAGGCUGCAGAAGGACCUGUGCUGGGCUCACCUGCCCCGGUUUUUCUCUGCUGCCAUGAACUGCUUCCUCUCCCCACACUCCCAGGUGGUGUCAGCAGCAGCACAGACCCUGGAGACCCUCCUGAGCGAAUGCAUUGCUCCCCACAUGGAGGACAUGGGCACUGUCUCUGCAUCUGCCCCAGCCCCUGCUGCCUACCUGUGCAAGAUGUUCAGAUCAGUGGAGGAAGGGCUGACAUACCGUUUCCAYGCAGCAUGGGAUGAGGUGCUGCGAGUGCUAGAGGUCUUCUUUGAGACAUGUGGGAAGCAGUGCCAUCSCAUCAUGAGGAAGUGUCUCCAGUCCUUGUGUGACCUGCGUCUUUCCCCACACUUUCCCUAYACUGCUGAAGUGGACCAGGCAGUGGGGGCUGCUGUGAGCACCAUGGGUCCUGAGGUGCUGCUGGAAGCUGUGCCCCUGGAGAUUGAUGGCAAGGAGGAGACGCUGGAUUUCCCCCGCAGCUGGCUCCUGCCAGUGCUGCGGGACAAUGUGCAGGGUGCACGRCUUGGCUUCUUCACCAGUUACUUCUUGCCUUUGGCUGCUGCCCUGAAAAGCAGAGCCCWGGAGUUUACCCAGGCUGGAAAGAGUGUGGAGGCCAAGAUCUACGAUACGCUGCAGUGGCAGGUCUGGACUCUGCUGCCUGGCUUCUGCACCCAUCCCACAGACGUGCUGGGGGCCUUCAAGUGGUUGGCUCGCACCCUGGGCAUGGCCAUCAGUGAGCGCCCAGACCUCCGCCCCACCGUGUGCCAGGCCUUGCGCACCCUCAUCCACAAAGGCUGCGAGACAGAUGAGGAGCGGGCAGAAGUGGGUCGCUUUGCCAAAAAUUUCCUGCCCAUCCUGUUCAACGUGUAUAGCCAACCUGAGGAGGAUGGGGGCACAAGUGCUCAGCGCCGCUCUGUACUGGACACUGUCCGUGCUUACCUGACUGUCACUGAUUCUCAGAUGGUGUGCGGAUUCCUGGAGAAAGCCAGUGAGAAGCUGACCAGUCCUGAGAGUUCUGAGUUCGCCAGACUCUCCAUCCUGGACCUGGUAGUGGCAAUGGCACCCUAUGCUGAUGAGCAGUCCCUGGGCUCCCUGUACCRUACCAUCCAGCCUUCCCUCCAGAGCAAAGAGCGCAGUAUGCAGAAGAAGGCGUAUCGUGUGCUGGAGGAGGUGUGUGCUGCUCCCCAUGCUCCCUGCCAGGCCUUCGUCCGCUCCCACCUCCAGGACCUGCAAGCAGCACUGCUGGACUCACUCAAGAGUGCAGCAUCCCCAGCUAAGAGGCCCCGGCUGAAAUGCCUGUUCCACAUUGUGAAGCAGCUAUCUGCAGAGCACGAGCCUUUUGUCACUGCCCUCGUCCCAGAGGUCAUCCUAUGCACCAAGGAGGUGUCAGUGGGGGCCCGCAAGAACGCCUUCAUGCUGCUCGUGGAGAUGGGGAAUGCCUUCAUCCGCUUUGGACCCACUCCUGAAGAGGCCCUGCAGCGRUUCCUGCUCCUGAUCUACGUGGGGCUCACUGGCUCAGUCACCAUGAUCAGCUGCACCGUGCUGGCACUGACCCGCCUGUUCUUUGAGUUCAAAGAUCACCUGGAAUUCAGUGUGGUGGAGCAGCUCCUGCAAAACAUCUGCCUGUUGCUGGCCUCCCGCACACGGGAUGUGGUCAAGGCAGCCCUGGGAUUCCUGAAGGUCACACUGCUGCUGGUGGACACCAAACUCCUGGCCAAGCAUGUCCAGACGAUGCUGGAGGCUGUGGGGAACCUUUCAGAUGACAUGAGACGCCAUUUCCGUAUGAAGCUGCGAAACCUCUUCAUCAAGUUCAUCCGCAAGUUUGGCUUUGARCUGGUGAAGGGGCUGCUGCCAGCCGAGUACCAUAAAGUGCUGGUGAACAUCCGCAAGGCGGAAUCCCGGAGCCGCAAGCAGCGUGCCCUGAAGCGGGCAGCUGCGGAUGUGGAUGAAGAGGAAGCACCACCWCCACAACCCAGAGGAGACAGUAUGGAGGAGAUCCUGGCUGACUCCGAGGAUGAGGAGGAGGAAGAGGAGGAAAGGCAACGGAGCAAGGAGUGGAGGAAGCAAGCACGGCAGAAAGGCCAGGCAUGGCUGAAGGAAGGGGAAGAUGAUGAGCCCCUCAACUUCCUUGACCCCAACGUGUCCCAACGGGUGCUGGCCACCAAGCCAGGCCCCAAGCGGUCCAGAGGAGUGAGCCAUGAUUUCCAGAUGUCUGAGGACGGGCGCCUGAUCAUYCAUGAAGAGGAAGAGGAGGUGGACGAUGAUGAAGCCAAAGGAGCAGAYGAGGAGAUGGCAGAUGUGCUGCAAGAUGUGGGUCUCCGCAGUAAGAAAAGUCAGAAGCGUCGGUUCAGAGAGGAGCCAGACGAGGAAGCCGAAGCCGGAACCUAUUCUGAGUACAGAGCUGGUGGCUCUGGGAUCCAUCGGCAGCUGAACAAAAAGCCAGCCUUCGGUGCAGAGUACAGAUCCAAGAAAGGUAAAGGUGACGUGAAGAAGAAGGGCCAACUCGACCCUUAUGCCUACAUCCCCCUGAACAGAGCAAAACUCAACAGAAGGAAACGGGCGAAAAUGCAGGGCCAGUUCAAGGGCCUGAUGAAGGGAGCCCAGCGCGGGGCCAAGGCCGGCCGCAGGAACCAUCUCAAGUCCCAGCGCUCCUGAGGACACUCAGGUGCUUGACCUGCCCCUACCCAAGGACACAGCAUGCUGUGAGUGGAACAGCUGGGACUUCUCUUGAAGGUGACCUCCGUUUGUUUGAGACUCCCUGGGAAGCCACUCGGAUGUAUUAUGGACUGAUGGCCCUCCUGUGCCUGGAGAAAGAUGCUGGGUUGCCUGGUACAGGCAUAGGUGUGUGUGUGAGAACAAGUAAUAUGUAAAGAAUUCUCUAUAUUGAUAAAUACUCUGUUCUUAUGCAGCCCAGAUUCCUCCUCUCUUUCCCUUCAGAGCUGUGCAUAACUGUUCUGCUUUCUGUCCAUGUGCAGUAGGUCCUUCUGCCGCUUCAGGGCUGUGUCCCGCUGGGCUGCCAUCCCACAGGGCUCAUGCCAGCUUCAGCCUGGACCUGGAGCUAGAGCCCUCUCUUCCACAUCGGGCUUGCCAGGAGCAGUGCUGUGGCACAGAGCAGUGGGAGCACAUGUGCAAUGGGUCUGARGUGCCACAGAACAAAGCCAGAGAGAGUGAAGUCCUUACAACCAGCUUUAACAAACUCCCUCUUGGCAGGCUCUUUUGCCCAAAACCGUGGCCAGAGAAUUUGUGCCAUGUGGAAAGUGUCUGCUAUUUGGCCACUGAACACUUUUCCCAUAUCUGUUUGGACACUUUUCCCGUAUCAGCCAUGCCUGAUGACAGAGCAGGAACAGGUUGCUGCAAAUUUCUUCAAAUUAGCUGGAAAACAGGUAUAGCAAACAUUUGUGCCUUGCCAUUUGAGAGCUGAGAAGCCCUUUGCUCUGACCACUUCCUGCCAGCUAGCAAGACCUGAGCAGCACAAGUAAUCCUGGACCUUUUUAGCUAUCCAGCACUCUCACGUUGGCUUGAGCAUCUGGUUUUGCCCAGCCACUUCUACGCUGAGCCCAAAAGAUGGUGUGUUUGGCCAAAGCAUGCUGAAGAGAGUAGAGCUGAGGGUAGUGGAUAUAUUGCUCACAUUGCWAAGAACAUGUGCUGGUGAAUGUAGCUGGCUUUCCCUUCCUCUUCCAUAUUAAAAAGCCUUCAGCCCUUUGUAAUUUCCUUUUGUGGCAGCUUACAUGCUGGAAUUGCAACRCUUUUCAGUUCUCUAAUAAGCUAAAGGGAUUGUGCUUGUUCAGCCUCUUACUGCAGGCUUCUUUCUGGAGGCUGCAAAUCCAGUUUUGUGGCUUUCUUAUGUGCUUGGGCUUCUUUUCCAAGAUCCAUUUAAAAGCCUGGAAUGGAGGAGGAGCUGUUGCCUUCAUGCUUUUCCACCCAGGGCUCUCACCCAGGGACCGUUGAGCCCCAGGACUAAGUUGAGGACCUUAUCCUGCCAGAAGGGAGCUCAGCUUCUCCAGCAGCACCUUGUGACCAGGAGCUACACCAUCCUCCUCAGCUGCCUGCAGCCUGGCCUGAUGCCCUCCCAUGAGAGCAGGACAGGGGUAGACAGGCAGCAGUCACUUUCUGAGACCCCAACACCUGUAACCUGUGGCUCUAGGCACAGCAGAGCUAUCUGUCUUUUUGCUUUCCCUUCUCUCCUUAGAGACAGGGCCUAGAGAAGGCUGUAGCUAAUUGAUUUAGGAGCUCCAGCUUACUCACUCUAUUAUUCUUCAUUUGCAUGUUGUUGCUUAAAUUAGUGCAUGCCUGCAUGGAACAGAAGAGUUUUAUUAGCACAGAGGAUGGUGUUUGCCUGAGCCAGUGUCCAGAGAAGAGAUUCUACUGCAACAACAUCUUGUUAAUCAGCUAAUUAAUCAUGUAAUGCAAUGGAAACCCUCGGAGAGGAGAUGUCAUCCUGCCUGGGAAGGCUGGCUGCAAGUCAAGACUGCUCCCYACCAGCAGCCAGCCCUGGCAGRGAGCAGAGCUGCAUCUUGGGGACCCUCAGGAGCCUGACCACAGCUCUCUGUUAUGGGGCAGGGUGAGGGGUAGUGUGGAUCCUGCCCCCUCCAGCUACCUGCCACAAAUAUUUUGCAGUUAUCCAUGGAAAAGCACAAGCUGGGAACCUGGAGAGAUGCUUGUUUUUUGCUGCUCAAGCUGGGAGGUGGUUUGAAGGCUAUUUCUUCUGGCUCUUAAAUCAUACGUCUUCUUCCCACAGUACCAGUGUUGAGCUACACUCACACAGGACGUUGUCACAAAGGGCUCUUAACCCUUGCAGAUACCAGCUUGAGGAGAGGCUGGCAGGACUAACAGGUUGCCCCCAGUGCUGGCUGGGUGGCCCCUGGACUAGCUGGGAGAGUUGCAGAUGCCCACCCUGAGUCUUAAAGCUUAAAAUCAGUAAGAGAAAGAAAACAUCAUGGUAACCUUAUCCCCAAAGCUACCUCCUUGGGUAGUGUCCACUGUGGUGUGCCCUUGAUAGGGACAGAURUGCCCCAUGCAGCUGUGCGCACCCAACAUCCAGCUGGACCACCCCAUCCUCCACGCACACUGCAGCACCUUUUGGGGUUCCCUUGUUCAGAGCUGGGAUUCCUCACAUGUAAUGGUGCAGAAAUGGAAAAAUCCUCAGGGGCACAUCAGUAUAAGAGGAACUUUGGUGUUUAAGCUGAAAUGAUUGGCAGGAAGAUAAUUAAGUGUGGUGGUUUAAAAUGCCAGGGGAUCACUCCAGUUGAAAUUUAGUCAAUUAAAAGAAGAUCAGAUUAAUUCCUAGUCCUCUCAGCACUCCAAUCUAGAGUUUCAUUGCUUCUAAGUUGUCUGCCUUUCUGUAGUUGCUACCUGAGCACUGCAGCUGCAGCAAGUAUGCAGGGCCACAUGGAUCCUGGCUGCGGGCAAGACAGGUGCUUCCACCCACAAAAGGAGAAAAAAAAGGGAAUAAAACUGUUCUUCC
This is a messenger RNA of Malurus melanocephalus (red-backed fairy wren), 6739 nucleotides long. It is a transcript of the gene RRP12, whose product is annotated as ribosomal RNA processing 12 homolog. NCBI's taxonomy places the organism in Eukaryota, Metazoa, Chordata, Aves, Passeriformes, Maluridae. The record is from RefSeq and is a predicted model, not a curated record. The transcript is spliced from 34 exons. The coding region runs from base 46 to 3930 and encodes 1294 amino acids.